Molecule: messenger RNA, 1179 nt
Organism: Didymosphaeria variabile
Lineage: Eukaryota; Fungi; Ascomycota; Dothideomycetes; Pleosporales; Didymosphaeriaceae
Exons: 1
Coding region: 1-1179 (392 amino acids)
Source: RefSeq, a predicted model, not a curated record
AUGCCCGACCCUCCAACCGGCGACGACGCCCUAUUAGCUCGCCUCAACGCCCUCAAGAAAUCCAGCGUCAGCUUAGAUAAUACAUUCUCCAGCUCCAUAGCACCUUCGACCGCGAACGCAAAUGCGUCAGACGAUCUCGCGGCCCGAUUUGCCCGCCUAGGGUCUGCAAGCCCGUCGAGCUCGCCGAGACCUUCACGCUCAACGACUUCGUCGGAGGAGAAGACACAGGGAGCGCCUGUCAUAGCCCCGGGUGCACCGAGCUAUCUCGAAGGAAUAGCAGAGGGUGUUGGCGGAGCCGGAACCGAAGCUAACAUCGAAGAUGAGAGAAGCCUGGAGGAGUUGCUGGGUGAGCUAGGUCCGAGGGAGGAGUGGGAUAUAAAUCAGAAAGAUGAGAAAGAUGUAGGGAAGCUAUUGAGGGAUAUCAAGACUAUACUACCGGAGGUACAAAAAAGCCGAAAGCAAGAGCAGGAAGAGAAGGAGGGCUUGACAGAUUGGGAGAAUGUGGAAGUCGAUAUCGGAUCAAACGGCGUCAACGUUGAAAGAGAAGAGCAUCCCGAAGAACAGAGUGAGGACGGCGAGACAGGCAAGAAGAAGAGCGAGGAUAGUGAGGCAGACGAUAUCAUUGCACGAGUUAUGGCCGAGUUGGAAAUAAGCAGGAAGUACGACCCGCCUUCCCCGCCUUCUGAAGACGCCAAAGACUCAGAUUCGGGGGACCAAAAGACAGAGAAGCAGAAGGAGAAGUCAACAACCCAUGGCGAGGACGAGAGCAACAACGAACUCUCCCUCCCCUCAGCGCCAACAUCCCUCCCACAAGACGACUUCGACCGCACGCAAGCCAUCGAAGACGCCCUCACCGCUCGCCUUGCAGCACUCUCCUCCCCAUCUCCUUCUCAAACAGAUUCCCUCGGUUUGCCCUCGGCACCGUCAUUCGCCCCGACGAAGAAGGCACCCACCGUUCAGUCCAGUUUUGCGAAGAAUCUUGAUGAUGAAGUCGAGACGUGGUGUGUCAUCUGUAGCGACGAUGCUACCUUGAGGUGUCUGGGAUGUGAUGGGGAUUUGUACUGCAGAAAUUGCUGGAUGGAGGGGCAUCGGGGUGAGAGCGCGGGGUUUGAGGAGAGGAGGCAUCGGGCGGUGGAGUUUGUGAAGGGUGGAAAGAGGAGGAAGGAGGCUGCUAUAUGA